GGGGCGUGUCUUACGAGGGCGAGGCCCCUCCCACUUCCUCGCGAAAGAGCAACCUGGACCCAGGAAAGGGGUGGCAAGCCUGGAAAGAGGGAAUCCUGCCCUUUUCCCUCUCCUAGAUCAAUGGAUGGAGAAGGGAAGGGAUUCUUCAGCCCAGAUGGAGCCCAGAGUGAAGAUGAAGGAUUCAAACCAGACCAGCCCUGAAGGGGGAAGAGAGCCCCAUGAAAUGUGGGGCAGGAGAAGUGUGGGGUUCCCAGAAAGAAUGGGCCAAGAUGUCCUGGCUGAGAAGACCUUCAGCGCAGACCUUCAGUGCCAAUGCUUCCGGCACUUCUGCUAUGAGGAGACCUUGGGACCCCGAGAAGUGUGCAGCCGCCUCCACUCUCUCUGCCGCCUGUGGCUGAAGCCCGAGCGACACUCCAAGGCGGAGAUGCUGGACCUGGUGAUCCUGGAGCAGUUCCUGGCCGUCCUUCCUGCCGAGAUGGAGCGCUGGGUGAGGGAAUGUGGGGCAGAGACCAGCUCCCAGGCCGUGGCCUUGGCUGAAGGCUUCCUCCUGAGUCGGGCAGAAGAGGAGCAGGUACUACAGGAGAAAGAGAUCCUUCAGACCCAGGAGGCCCCAUUGGAUACCACCCAGGGGUUCCCUUCCAGGUGGACUGAACUAGAGGACAACACAGGAGAGUCUCCACUCGGAGAUGAGCCAAGGAUGCCGGGAAGAAGUCAUGGUUCAUCUCUUUGUGGUGCAAGACAAAUGGCUUCUGUGGAACAAGAUCAGGUGACUUUUGAAGAUGUGGCUGUAACUUUCAGUGGUGCUGAGUGGGCUCUGCUGGAUCCGGAUCAACAGGCCCUGUACAAAGAGGUCACAAAGGAGAACUAUCAGAUGGUGGUUUCUUUCGGUGUUGGUGGGCAAGAGAGUGAAAAUGGACAAAUGCAAUGUGAUGCAUUGCUGCAAACAGAGAAAUGUGAAGAGGACAAAGAGGAGAGCAUGAGAAUGGAAGCAAAAGAAGAUAGAAGGACUCCGUGCCCUGCUGACAUCUCUGAAUUGCCAAUCCAAGACCUCACCCGACACCAGAAAACCAAUACGGUAGAGAAACCAUAUAAAUGCCCAGAGUCUGGAAAAUGCUUUUUUAACAAGAGAAGUCUCGUAGGGCAUGAUAUGAAUCAGAAAGGAGAAAAACCCUAUCAAUGCCCGGAGUGUGGGAAGAAUUUCAGCUUGAAAUCAGUCCUUAAAAAUCACCAGGUUAGGCAUAAAGAAGAGAAACCGUACAAAUGUCUGGAUUGUGGGAAAAACUUUCAUUAUAAUGGAUCCCUCACCACACACCAGAAAACCCACACUGGAGAGAAACCAUACAAGUGCCUGGAGUGUGGAAAGAGUUUCAGCUACAAAUCAGUCCUUAAAAAUCACCAGGUUAGGCAUAAAGAAGAGAAACCAUACAAGUGCCUGGAGUGUGGGAAAAGUUUCAGCUACAAAUCAGUCCUUAAAAAUCACCAGGUUAGGCAUAAAGAAGAGAAACCAUACAAAUGUCUGGAUUGUGGGAAAAGCUUUCAUCUUAACGGAGCUCUCAGUCGACAUCAGAAAACCCACACGGGAGAGAAACCAUAUCAAUGCCUGGAGUGUGGGAAAUGCUUUACUCAAAAGAGAAGCCUCAUAGGGCAUGGAAUGAUUCACAGAGGAGAGAAACCCUAUCAAUGCUUGGAGUGUGGGAAGGGGUUCAGCUUGAAAUCGGUGCUUAAUAAUCACCAGGCUAGGCACACCGCAGAGAAAUCAUACAAAUGCCUCGAUUGUGGGAAAAGCUUCCAUAAUAACGGAGCUCUCCAUCGACACCAGAAGAUCCACACUGGAGAGAAACCCUAUAAAUGCCUGCAGUGUGGGAAGGGUUUCAGCUACAGAUCACUCCUUAAGAAUCACCAGGUUAGACAUAAACAAUACAGAUGUCUGGAUUGUGGGAAAAGCUUUCAUCACAACGAGUCCCUCAUUACACACCAGAAAACCCAUACGGGAGAGAAGCCCUAUCAAUGCCCAGAGUGUGGGAAGAGUUUCAGCUCAAAAUCAGUCCUUAAAAAUCACCAAGUUAGGCAUAAAGAAGAGAAACCAUACAAAUGUCUGGAUUGUGGGAAAAGCUUUCAUCUUAACAGAGCUCUCAGUCGACACCAGAAGACCCACACGGGAGAGAAACCAUAUCAAUGCCUGGAUUGUGGGAAAUGCUUUACUCAAAAGAGAAGCCUUGUAGGGCAUGGAAUGAUUCACAGAGGCGACAAAUCCUAUCAAUGCCUGGAGUGUGGGAAGAAGUUCAGCUUGAAAUCGGUGUUUAAGAAUCACCAGGCUAGGCACAGAGCAGAGAAAUCAUAUAAAUGCCUCGAUUGUGGGAAAAGCUUUCAUAACAACGGAGCUCUCAGUCGACACCAGAAGACCCACACAGGAGAGAAACCAUAUCAAUGCCUAGAGUGUGGGAAAUGCUUUACUCAAAAGAGAAGUCUCGUAGGGCAUGGAAUGAUUCAUAGAGGAGAGAAGCCCUAUCAGUGCCUGGAGUGUGGGAAGAGUUUCAGGUACAAAUCGGUUCUGAAAAAUCACCAGGCUAGCCACACAGAAGAGAAACCAUACAAAUGCGUGGACUGUGGGAAAAGCUUUCAUCAUAACAGUGCCCUCAGUAGACACAAAAAAACCCACACAGGGGAGAAGCCAUAUAAAUGCCCAGAGUGUGGGAAAGGCUUUACUAAAAAGAGAAGUUUCAUAAGGCACGGAAUGGAUCACAGAAGAGAGAAACCCUAUAAAUACCAGGAGAGUUAUGCAGGAGAUCUUCUUGGAGAUGGUGACUCUUCCAGUGGCGCCUUCACAUUCCCUGACGACAACCUCUAUUGCACUUCUCCUUGCUCUAAUACUGGAGAGAUCAUCACGUUGAUUCUAUAGCUCCAUGUUCAUCCGUUCAGUCGUCUCCGACUCUUCGUGACCUCAUGGACCAGCCCACGCCAGCGCUCCCUGUCGGCCAUCACCACCCCCAGCUCCUUCAAGGUCAGUCCAGUCACUUCAAGGAUGCCAUCCAUCCAUCUUGCCCUUGGUCGGCCCCUCUCCAUACCUACAGAAUAAUUCCUGGUUCUUCUACUUCUAUGUAUAGCAAUCCUCCAGAGGUCUGUUUAUUUCGCAUAUUUGUAUCCUGUCCUUCUCACCCCUGAGGGGGGACUCAGGGAAGCUGUUGUGACUCAGCUGGAGCCACAGAGUGAUGCUGUUGUUGCUCUGAUGGGAUCUCAAGGUGAUUCUGAUGAGAAUGAUGGGAUUCAGGUUCACAAUCAGGUUCAAGAUGUCCCUGUUGUAGACAAUGAGGAACAGGGUGUGCAAGUUCAGUUUCCCACAGCAGGGAAUGAUGUUGUUGAUACUGAAACUAGCCAGGUGCCAAGUGACUCAGAAAAGGAGGACAGUUCUCAGCCUGAUAGUAAGCAGGAAGGCAAUCGGUCUGAGACUAACGAGCAGCCUGACCUUGACGAAAAGGGAACCUUAGAUCGGGCUGAUCGUUUGGAAUUCAGAGUUCGAAGGAGUGUGAGAAUAGCUAACAGGAAGAAGGUGCGACAAGGCCAAAGAAAUGCUUUCAUGUUUUCCAAAGGGUAUUAAACAAAGUGUUUGAAAACAAACCUUUGUAAGAGUAACUUUUCACUUAGAAUCAUAGAAUCCAAGACUUGGAAGAGACCUCAUGGGCCAUCCAGUCCAACCCAAUUCUGCCAAGAAGCAGGAAUAUUGCAUUCAAAUCACCCCUGACAGAUGGCCAUCCAGCCUCUAUUUCAAAGCUUCCAAAGAAGGAGCCUCCACCACACUCCAGGGCAGAGAGUUCCACUGCUGAACGGCUCUCACAGUCAGGAAGUUCUUCCUCGUGUUCAGAUGGAAUCUCCUCUCUUGUAGUUUGAGCCAAGAAACUUGUGCUGGUUUGCCUGGAUUAUCUUGCAGUUCUUGUGUUCAUGGUCUCAGGACUUUGUCAUGUUCUCAUGGGAUUUUGCUUUUCUGGUGCCUUUUUAAAAUCAUGUUUCAUAGUCCUAUUUUGUAUUGAUCUUUUGGAACAUUACUUUUUCUUUUAAGAACUUUUUUAUAUUUUACUUUUUAAUAAACUACAAAGACUUCAA
Messenger RNA from Anolis sagrei ordinatus, 4098 nucleotides. RefSeq names its product zinc finger protein 420-like. NCBI's taxonomy places the organism in Eukaryota, Metazoa, Chordata, Lepidosauria, Squamata, Anolidae. The record is from RefSeq and is a predicted model, not a curated record. Gene Ontology annotation, biological process: regulation of DNA-templated transcription.